AGUCCAUUCACAACCCUGCUCUGGAUUACUACAAGGCUCUGUAAAGAAGCUUCUGCCUCGGGCUCCUCCUCGGACGACACAGCAGAGGAAUCGGUGGAGAGGCGGGGGGAGGGUUUCAUCAGGGGGUCUCACAAACAAACAGCCCGACGUGAACAAUGAAAAUGUCAUCAGCGGAGAUCAGCCAGGUGCUCAAGGAGGGAGAGCUGGAGAAAAGGAGCGACAACCUGCUCCAGUUCUGGAAGAGGAAGACGUGCGUCCUGACCACGGACAGCCUCAACAUUUACGCCGACACGCAGAAGCGCAACAGGGGCAAGGAGCUCAAGCUGCAGUCCAUCAAGAAGGUGGACUGCGUGGAGCGCACCGGCAAGUUCGUCUAUUUCACCAUCGUCACCACGGACAAUAAGGAGAUCGAUUUCCGGUGCUCCGGGGAGGAGCACUGCUGGAACGCGGUGAUCACCAUGGCUCUGAUUGAGUAUCAGAACCGAAAGGCCAUCGAGGACUUUAAAACGCGGCAGGACAAUGAGAGCGCGUCACCCGGUCAGCAGGAGAGGCGCAUGGCGAGGGCGCCCUGACGCGCUGCGGGACCAAACCACUCCUAAUAUGUGUCAAAAUGGACCAUACAUAAAUAUUAAGCGGACCAAAAGGAAGACGAGGUCACCCGGUCCAGAGAUGAAGGAUUGUUCGGGGCUGAGCUCCCGGGGAGCGAUGACAGCGGAUCUGCGCCGACAGACCGUUUUAGAAGCUCCACAAACCGGACUGAACUCUUGAAUUUUCCAAACUAUGUCAAAGUUUGAUGUCCUGAAAGAGAAAUGACUCCUAAAUCCAUGAUGUUAAUUUAUUUGUCUCCAGGAUAUGUUGUUACCGGCAGACAGCUGGUGUUGUUUAAAUUAUUUACUAUUUCAACGUGUGUUGAGUGUGUAUUUAUUUGAAUAAAUAUUCAUGAAUUUUAACA
Molecule: messenger RNA, 952 nt
Organism: Pungitius pungitius (ninespine stickleback)
Lineage: Eukaryota; Metazoa; Chordata; Actinopteri; Perciformes; Gasterosteidae
Gene: phlda2
Product: pleckstrin homology-like domain, family A, member 2
Exons: 2
Coding region: 156-572 (138 amino acids)
Biological process (GO): positive regulation of apoptotic process
Molecular function (GO): phosphatidylinositol phosphate binding
Source: RefSeq, a predicted model, not a curated record